AUGACGAAGUGCUCUAUAUUUUUAUUCAUCGCCAAACACGCGGUGGAAAUAAAACCGAGGGACCUAGUGCGUGGACGCAACCAUGUGCUAUUUUUUGGCGAUUUCAACACUGGCUAUAUCGAUUGGGAGCGACUAGUGAACUCGGACCGUCGAACAGCGCCACGUGCGCAAAGCAUUAUGGAGCUAAUGGGGGAUCUUGGAUUUACACGGGAAUGGGUGCGCGAACCAACACGUGAAGACAAAGCCUCUUUACCAAUUCAACAUCGGCGUGAC
Messenger RNA from Mesorhabditis spiculigera, 273 nucleotides. The record is from the annotation of a GenBank genome assembly. NCBI's taxonomy places the organism in Eukaryota, Metazoa, Nematoda, Chromadorea, Rhabditida, Rhabditidae.